Puntigrus tetrazona (Sumatra barb) is the source of this 2291-nucleotide messenger RNA. RefSeq names its product geranylgeranyl diphosphate synthase 1 (gene ggps1). The transcript has 4 exons. The coding region runs from base 367 to 1503 and encodes 378 amino acids. The record is from RefSeq and is a predicted model, not a curated record. Gene Ontology annotation, molecular function: prenyltransferase activity. Gene Ontology annotation, biological process: isoprenoid biosynthetic process. Lineage: Eukaryota; Metazoa; Chordata; Actinopteri; Cypriniformes; Cyprinidae.
GUGCUCUCUGUGGAGUCCAUGGCGUAUUUAAGCGCGAGCGGCAGGGAUGAGUGAGCUUCCUGUCAAACCCAGACGUGACAGAUCAACUGAAGGCUCUCUGGCGCGUCUCAGAAAGCCACUCCACAUCCGUACAACGGGAUAUCACGGUGAUAAGGAGGAUACGGUGCCACGUUGGUCGUGUUUCCGAUGAUCUGUGCGUCGAAGUGGAGUUAAAUUGUCGCCUUUGGCUAACUGGCUAAAGCUAGCGAGCUGGCUGCCAGUGGGGAAAAAAUUGAAAGCGGAAGAGUGACGUGCUGGUUUACGAAAGCGGAAGUGCUGGAGUGCGGAUUUUUCAUCUGAAAGCAGGUUCUUCUCAGAAACGGAGGGAUGGAUGGAGACGAAAGAGCAACUUCUGAAAGGAUUCUUCUGGAGCCGUACAAGUAUUUGUUACAGCUGCCAGGAAAACAAGUCCGAACAAAACUCUCACAAGCGUUCAACCACUGGCUCAACGUCCCAGACGACAAACUUCAGGUGAUCAUCGAGGUGACGGAGAUGCUGCACAACGCCAGUCUGCUGAUCGACGACAUCGAGGACAGCUCCAAGCUUCGGCGCGGCUUCCCGGUGGCCCACAGCAUCUACGGCGUGCCGUCGGUCAUCAACUCGGCCAACUACGUCUACUUCCUGGGCCUGGAGAAGGUGCUGACGCUGGAGCACCCCGAGGCCGUGCACGUCUUCACCCGGCAGCUGCUGGAGCUGCACCGCGGCCAGGGCCUGGACAUCCACUGGAGGGACACCUACACCUGCCCGAGCGAGGCCGAGUACCGCGGCAUGGUGCUGCAGAAGACCGGCGGCCUCUUCGGCCUCGCCGUGGGCCUCAUGCAGCUCUUCUCCCUCUGGAAGCGAGAUCUCAAGCCCCUCUUGGACACCCUGGGGCUCUUCUUCCAGAUACGGGACGACUACGCCAACCUGAGCUCGACCGAGUACAGCGAGAACAAGAGCUUCUGCGAGGACCUGACGGAGGGCAAGUUCUCGUUCCCCACCAUCCACGCCAUCUGGUCGCGUCCCGAGAGCACGCAGGUGCAGAACAUCCUCCGGCAGCGCACCGAGAACGUGGACAUCAAGCGCUACUGCGUGGACUACCUGGAGAAGGUGGGCUCGUUCGCUUACACCCGGAAGACGCUGCUCGACCUGGAGGCCGAAGCCUAUCGCUUGAUCGCCGAGCUCGGGGGAAAUCCUGAACUCGAGGCUCUGGUGCAGCAUCUGAGUCGCAUGUAUAAAGAGCAUGAGGGCGGAGCUUUGGAAGAGCUCGGGGGCGGGGCUUCGAACGAGCUAGGGGCGGGGCUGCAGGCAGGCAAUCGAAAGAGCUCGGGGGCGGGGCUUCGAAAGAGCUCGGGGGCGGCCAAUCAAAGCGAUGACUUUGCACUGGGAACAAACCCGACUCCACUGCAGUUGCCUUCAGUUCAAAGUCUGUCGUUUCUGUCUCGUUCACAUUUCAAGGCGUUGCAGCUCGCACAUGAAGAGUAACAGGACCUCUCGGUAUGCGAUAUCUGGUCAGUAUUUAUGUCCUGUAAUUAGCAUCUAACGAUGGACGGAGGCUGCUUGUUGCAUUUAUAAAUGAACCGGGAAGAAACAUUUAAAGUUUAUACCAUGUCUGCCGUUUCACCACCAAAUCAAAGCAAAUGCAUUGUUUUGCUUAAUAAAUAAAAUAAAGGCGUUUUUUUUUUUUUUUACUUUUACUUUUUUUAUUAUUUAAAUAUUACUAUUACAGUAUCUGUCAAAUAAAACAAACACUUUGCAUUCAUACACUGCAAAAAGGCCUUCAUUUUAUUAAAACUAAAUAUUGUUCUCAUUUUGUAUUGUACCAACAAACAAUUUAUUAAAAUUGAGAAUUAUUAUUAUUAUUAUAUUAGAACAUCUGCUGUACUGAUGAGAUUUAUUAUAAGAAAUAAUAAAAAUAAAUUUUAUUUAUUUUUGCUGAUGAUUUCGGGUGGAAAUGUGGCAGAUGUUUUUUGGUGAAAUGUCUUUCUCUGUAAUAAAAUAAGACACGAAAGACUUUCCCAAAAGGCAUAACGGUGUCCCGUGUGUUUGCGGUGAAUCUCACUCGACGCUCGAACACCUCUGAAAGAGUGAACCGAGACGAGAUCUCACAUGUUUGCCGUUUAAAAGCUCACCUUUUUUCACCUUUGAACAAACAGACGGUGGUGUGUUAUUCAUUCUGUAUAUGCAGUUUUACGUUUUGGAUGUUUUUUUGUUGUUGUUGUUGUUUUUUAAUAACCAUUCUAUGGAUAAACACUUUCGUACACUUAUCUUAA